Penaeus indicus is the source of this 598-nucleotide messenger RNA. Its product is annotated as cuticle protein CP14.6-like. Gene Ontology annotation, cellular component: chitin-based extracellular matrix. The record is from RefSeq and is a predicted model, not a curated record. The coding region runs from base 24 to 470 and encodes 148 amino acids. Lineage: Eukaryota; Metazoa; Arthropoda; Malacostraca; Decapoda; Penaeidae. Gene Ontology annotation, molecular function: structural constituent of chitin-based larval cuticle. The transcript is spliced from 3 exons.
CAGUAAGAUACAACUCACUCAAAAUGAAAUUCGUAGUGCUUUCCCUCCUCGUCGCCGUGGCCUGUGCCGACCGGCUGUACGAUGCCCCAGCGGCUCGUGCUGCCUCCGACGAGAUCGCCAUCUUGAGGGACGACCGCGUGAUCGAGGACGACGGAAGGUACAACUUCGACAUGGAGACUGCCAACGGAAUCGUCAUGUCUGAGUCUGGCUCUCCUACAGGAGAAGAGGGAGCCAUCAACAGUGCCGGAUCCUUCUCAUACACCGCUCCUGACGGUACUGACAUCCACCUUCAGUACGUAGCUGACGAGAACGGCUUCCAGCCACAAGGUGACCACCUGCCCGUGGCCCCCGAGUUCCCCCACCCGAUCCCUCAGUUCGUCCUCGACCAGAUCGCCUUCGCUGCUGAGGAGGACGCUCGCAAUGCCCGUGGAGAAGUCUCCCGCUCCUAUGGUGCUCCUCUUGAUGACUAAACUGUGUUAGUCGAAUAACUCUCCACCGCUGAUUUACUAUUUAUAUUUACAUUAUAUACUGAUAUUAUAUCAUCUGCUGAUGCAGACUAUCUCCUAUUUAUUGUUGCACAAAUAAAUCUCAUACCAAA